Molecule: messenger RNA, 2863 nt
Organism: Gadus macrocephalus (Pacific cod)
Lineage: Eukaryota; Metazoa; Chordata; Actinopteri; Gadiformes; Gadidae
Gene: c5h14orf180
Product: chromosome 5 C14orf180 homolog
Exons: 10
Coding region: 201-1244 (347 amino acids)
Biological process (GO): positive regulation of Golgi to plasma membrane protein transport
Cellular component (GO): trans-Golgi network; transport vesicle; plasma membrane
Molecular function (GO): connexin binding
Source: RefSeq, a predicted model, not a curated record
CCCUCUGGCAGUUCACGCUUCGCCCGCGGUCCGCUUCGGAGAGGGGCGGCAGCGGAGGCAGGAGAGGAAGUGGAGGAGAAAGGAGGAAGGAGAAAGAAGGAGGAAGGAGGAGAAGGGAGGAAGGACAGAGCCGGAGGGAGGCAGCAGUUUGUCCCGGGCUCCGAUGGCAGGAAGUGGUGCCUCCUCCGACCGGACUAGGGAUGCUGAGCGGGGGGGAGGGAGGGCCUCUUCGAGCUGGGACAGCAGCUCCAGCAGCAGGGGGAGAACAGGCCGCCCUGCACUGCUUCCUCAGCUGCCUGCUGGGACUGAGCCACGUGCAGAGCUUCACCUCCCUGCCCAACUGUCUGCACCAGAUCGCGGAACUCUUCAUCAGCGAGAAGAACUAUGGGAAGGCCCUGCAGUUCAUCCAGGCGGAGAAGAUGUUCUACGAGGUGGCUCUGAUCGAACUAACAGGGCCCCAGGAGGAGGCCACGCUGGGCUCGGCCGGGUGGACCAGCGCCGAGGAGGUCCUGGACCAGGCGUCCCAGGCCCAGCAUCUGGAGCGGCUGGCCCAGCUCUGCAUCAUGAGCAAGAGACCCCAUCUUGCCCUGGAAUAUAGCGGGAAGGCCACCAAGAUCCACCAGAAGACCUUCGGCCACGACCACCCCAUCACGGCCCGGAGCCUGGAGCUGCUGGCCACCGUCUACGCUGAGAUCGGCAAGACUGAGUACUCAGACUCCCUGGGCCAGUGCGUCUCGGCGCUCUCCAAGCGCUUCGCCACGGCCGAGACAUUCAGGGACGCGGUCAGCAGCAUUCCCUAUUCACAUCGGGAGAAGCGCUCCGAGAUCCGCCACAGAAAAGACCACGUCCACCACAAGGAGGACCAUGAAGACAACAAGGUUCUGAGUGCAGUGAGAGUGCCCACCUCCAUAUUGAAGAAGACUAACUGCACCAGCUCCGACUCUGAGCCAACUCACCGACGGAAGGGGGAGCGGAGAGUUCGCUUCAGGGAGCCGGAGACGACUGUACACGACAUGCUAUUCUAUGACUGUUUAGGUGCCUAUGAGACGACUCCGGCCCGCCCCCACCUGGCUCUCUUCACCUGCCUGUUCCUGCUGAUGUCACUGCUGGGCGUGGCCAUGUACUGCACGGACCGGCGACGCCCACAGCGCAUGUGUGAGGAGCUGGAGGCCCGGCUGGCGGUCUACCUCCUGCACAUGAAGCAACUGGUCUGGGGCUGCUGGAUGUGGCUGACCGUGCAAUGACUGGGACCGAACACAGGGGGCGACACGGAGCACGGUGGAAACGUUUUUAGAAGUCAGUGAGAGUCCACACACCACUCAAAGCACUGUAGCUUUUGGGGGAAGACUGUUGUACGAUACACACUAUGAACGGUGAGGAGGGUAACUGCUCCCAGGGGGAGUGUAGGCAGAAAGGUAACAUGUGGAUUCCAUGCCUGUAUGAAUAUUUAACUAUGUAGUGGGUAUGCCACACUUUUUAAAUUGUGACGUUUUGCACAUCUGCAAUGUUGAAGCUCAUGUAAUGCUCACCAACUCGCAAAUAUUUUGAGUUUCCUUUUCUGGCACAAUACUCGUAUGCGGGCAAAUGUUUUGAUGGAAUGCAAAUAUUUAUUUGGGCAUUGGACUGUCAUAUAUACACCUGAUGUGAUGCAGAAGAAAAUGUGUAUAUAAUAUAUGGCCCAUCAUAAAGGACUAACACAAUAUACAGCAAUGUAACAAUACUUCACUGACUGUUGCCUCAUGGGCUGAGUUGGCUUCAAACGGACAGAAAAAACCUUGCAAAUAAGGCUGAUUAUAGCACAAAAUAAAUAAAAUUGAUUGGCAUUGAUUAAAGAAAACACACACACACAAAGUGCAUCACGGAGUGAGUCUGAAUGACUUUAAAGUAAUUAAAGACCAAGAAAGGUUAUUGACACUGCUUUCUAACCAAGCCUGUAUAAAGAUUGCCAAAUUGGGCUGAGGAGAAAAACGUUGCCUCACAAUUGAAUGUAUUCUGUGUUGUUGAUUACAGGUCCAGCGAAUUUUCUCUGCUGAGACGGUGUUUUGAUCUGCUUAUAAGGCACCAAUGACCUUCCCUCAAUGUUAUUUAUUAGUCUAAACUCUGUCAACAUCUACAACCAAUGUCCAGCUUAACAUAAUCACUGACGUUUUUGUUUUCUUCUUAGUUAAUAUUUAUAUUUGCCCCAAAAAAUUGAUAUUCAGGUUUUAAUCUUGAUGUCAAGGAUUCCUUCAUGUUUUGGAUAAUGUAGGGUAAGUGGCAUGGAGUAUUUUGAAUAGUACAUGGUACCUGAUGAAUUAUAGGAUAUGUACCAAUAGAGAAAGGUUUGCAAUUCUGGGGCCAAAAUGCAGGAAAAGGAAAGAAGAACAAGUUAUUUCAGUGUGAUCAUCCAUAAUCGCACACUCAUACCGUAUCCAGUCGGCCGACAAGAGAAAGGAACGGCAGACAUAUGACAUUCAACCUUCACUUUGAGGAAUAACACAUUUCACAGUUUUCAGUAAAACAUUGUUUUAUCCAACAGGUUUCAGGGAAAACAAAGGGAAGCAUUGUACUCUGAAAGUCUAGCAGUUGAAGCAACAGAAGGCUUAAGAGCAGAGGUCAACAGGAGAAAGGCUCCGUUCCGGUAGUACUGGCAAACACAAUUGCUAUUAGCAAUAAAACGCACCCAACUAGCUCCUGAACACACCUUUUGGUUGAGUAGCUGUGUUAUGGCAGUCCAAACGUAUAUGGUCACUUUGUAAAGUGUGCCUUUUUUAGGAGGUUUACUUAGUGCUUAACUUUUUUAUGAUUUGUUUUUGAUUGUUUUGAAUAAAACUGUCAUUACAUACCAAAGUCCACUGAACGGAAGACUUGGUCUUACCCCCGA